This is a messenger RNA of Carcharodon carcharias (great white shark), 1338 nucleotides long. Its product is annotated as carboxypeptidase B-like. The record is from RefSeq and is a predicted model, not a curated record. Gene Ontology annotation, molecular function: metallocarboxypeptidase activity; zinc ion binding. Lineage: Eukaryota; Metazoa; Chordata; Chondrichthyes; Lamniformes; Lamnidae. Bases 32 to 1291 code for a protein of 419 amino acids. The transcript has 11 exons. Gene Ontology annotation, biological process: proteolysis.
GCAUUGAGUCCAUUUCUCUGAACGUUUGGCAAUGAAGAUACUUUGUCUCCUCGGGUUGAUUUCAGCCGUUCUGGCUGGUCCUGCCAGGCAGCGAUUCGAUGGGGAGAAAGUAUUUCGCCUGAAGCCUACGAGUGAUCGGGCAGUGUGGUUUGUGAAGAGCCUGGCCUCCUUUGCAAAGGUGGAUUUAUGGAGACCCGAUUCCAUUGACCAAGUGGCUGUAAACAUUGAUGUGGAUUUCCGAGUGAGUGCUCAAGACGUUGCAAAGACUGAAGACCUACUGGAGCAGAGUGGACUCGAAUACGAAGUUUUAAUGGAAGAUCUUCAGACAGUGAUUGAACGACAACUUGACAAUAAGGAGCGUUCAGCCAAUGAGCACAGCUACUUAAAGUACAAUGACAUGGAUACGAUCAACACUUGGAUUGCCAGCACCGUUGCCAGACACUCAAACCUAACCUCUCUCACGGAGAUUGGAACCAGCUAUGAAGGACGGCCAAUCUAUGUCAUCAAGAUUGGCAAGAAAACAGAUCAGCCUAAACCUGCGAUCUUCAUGGACUGUGGAAUACAUGCUCGAGAGUGGAUUUCUCCAGCAUUUUGCCAGUGGUUUGUGAAAGAGGCUAUUGCCACCUAUGGAUCUGAUCCCAUCAUUACCAAUGUUCUGGAUACCAUGGACUUCUUUGUUGUGCCAGUCAUUAAUGUUGAUGGCUACUCCUUCACUUGGUCUAAUGAUCGCCUGUGGAGAAAAACCCGCUCUAAGAUUUCUGGCAGUUAUUGCCGCGGAGUUGACCUUAAUAGAAACUGGGAUGCCGGUUGGUGCACUGUAGGUGCCUCAAAGGACCCUUGUUCUGAAACAUACUGUGGUCCUCGAAUAGAAUCUGAGAAGGAAGUCCAGGCUGUUGCAAACUUCAUCCGUCUCCACAAAGAAAGCAUCAAAGCUUACCUCACCAUGCACUCGUAUUCUCAGAUGUGUCUCUUCCCUUAUUCCUACACUUAUGCCUUAGCGCCAAAUCAUAAUGAACUGAAUAACAUUGCUAAAGGAGCAGUUCAAAGUCUGGCCAGCCUCUAUGGAACAGAGUACAUCUAUGGUCCUGGAGCUACCACCAUAUAUCUUGCGGCUGGAGGUUCAGAUGACUGGGCCUAUGAUCUGGGCAUUAAAUAUUCCUUCACCUUUGAACUCCGUGACACUGGCAGAUAUGGCUUCCUGUUGCCUGAAUCUCAAAUCAAGCCGACCUGUGAAGAAACUAUGUUGGCCAUUAAGUUCGUGGCCGACUAUGUCGUCAACAAUUUGUAUUGAAAUAAAUAUGUAUAAAGCAUGUUAAAAUAAAGAAAUCUAACAAUCAA